Molecule: messenger RNA, 891 nt
Organism: Arachis duranensis
Lineage: Eukaryota; Viridiplantae; Streptophyta; Magnoliopsida; Fabales; Fabaceae
Exons: 2
Coding region: 1-891 (296 amino acids)
Source: RefSeq, a predicted model, not a curated record
AUGACUUUAACUCCGUAUAAUGGGUUAGGGGAUCCAAAGCAGCAUAUCAAAAAAUUCCGAUCUAUCAUGAUUGUUAACAGUGCAUCUGACCCUAUUUUAUGCCGUUGUUUUCCGUCCUUUUUAGAUGGUCCUGCACUUGACUGGUUUUGCUCUUUGCCUGCAUAUUCAAUUUCACGUUUCCAGGAGUUAGCAAAGCAAUUUGAAGAUCACUUUGCAGCGUCAGCGAUAUAUUUGCAUGACUCUGACUAUUUGACGACUGUUAAACAAGGCCCUCAAGAAAGUCUGAAGGACUACAUUACCCAUUUUACGAAGAUAGCCAUGCAAAUUCCCGAUCUUCAUCCUGAAGAAGCCAUCGCAGUAGCCAAGCCGAAGACUUUAGCUGAGUUUCGAGAGAAGGCCAAAGGACAAAUUGAUAUUGAGGAGCUUCGCCAGGCUCGCAAGGCUGAAAAGUCGGCAACUACUAAAGACGACGAUAGGUCUCGGGAUAGUAAGAAGAGUUUCAGACCCACUCCCCGUUAUGAGACGUACACCCAGUUUAAUGUGAAAAGAGACGACAUUAUUAAAGAAAUUUUGAAUUCCAAGUUGAUUAAACCUCCUCGUAAAGCUGGCAGUUAUCCCGAGCCGAAGAAUGUUGACAAAUCCAAGUAUUGCACAUUCCAUCAGAAGUAUGGUCACACAACCAACGAAUGUGUGAUCACAAAAGUCCUUUUGGAGCGCUUAGCAAGACAAGGACAUCUUGAUAAGUUUAUCUCAGGUCAUAUGCAGAAAAGAACCGUUCCUACUUCAGAUCUGUCCCAUGCAGGACCAUCAUCAAAGGACAAGGAAAAGGCCCCUGCUCAACCUAGGGGCAUAAUCAAUUGCAUCUCGGGCGGUUAUGCUGGGGGUGGAUAA